AUGGUCAUCGCCAAUAACGCCACGGUGAAUCAAAGUAGCUAUGCGGGUAAGGAGCUGCCCCCUAUCGAGGGACUGCAGAUACGAGCACUUGACGACCCGCGCGUGGUUGAGCGUGUUCGCGUCCUAGAUCAGUACUGUCUUGCCGUCAAGUACUCGGACUCCUACUAUGAUACUUACGUGCGGCCGUGCACCCAUCAGUACAAUCAAGUCGCGUUCUAUUAUGAUAUGCUUGUUGGUAGCUGCACGUGUCGUCUGGAGAGCACAUCAAAAGAAAAUGAGUACAGCUUGUACGUUAUGACUAUUGCCGUGCUUGCGCCAUACCGCCGGCUGGGCAUUGGUAGCCGCCUGCUCGACACCAUCUUGAGGAAUGUGGCGAACGAAACCAAGUUCUGCAUCCGAGAGGUAACGCUGCAUGUGCAGGUGGGAUCUGCAGCGAUGAAGUUUUACGAGAGUUUUGGCUUUGAGGUAGUGGAGAAGGUGCCAAACUACUACGCUGACCUUGACGAGUGCGAUGCACUGAAGCUUUGCAAAGUUGUGCCGCAGCUCCAUCCUGGACUGAGGCAACUGCAACGCGCCAAAAGUGGCGGGGUAAAGAACGGAAAGAAAAAGUGA
This is a messenger RNA of Trypanosoma conorhini, 612 nucleotides long. Its product is annotated as acetyltransferase. The record is from RefSeq and is a predicted model, not a curated record. The transcript has a single exon. Gene Ontology annotation, biological process: mitotic sister chromatid cohesion. NCBI's taxonomy places the organism in Eukaryota, Euglenozoa, Kinetoplastea, Trypanosomatida, Trypanosomatidae. Gene Ontology annotation, cellular component: NatA complex. Bases 1 to 612 code for a protein of 203 amino acids. Gene Ontology annotation, molecular function: acyltransferase activity, transferring groups other than amino-acyl groups.